This is a messenger RNA of Amoebophrya sp. A120, 4100 nucleotides long. Lineage: Eukaryota; Dinophyceae; Syndiniales; Amoebophryaceae. The record is from the annotation of a GenBank genome assembly.
CAAGCAGUGGGAGUCUAAGAUGAAGAGGUGGAAGAACAGGCUCGUGUGACGGUAGUCGUGUAGUUCUUCUUGUUCGUUAAAAAUAAAUGCACCGAUUUUUGAGAAGUACAUCACCGUGGCUUUGUACAACUUCCGGGUGAACGGUGAACGAGGCCACACGACGAGCUAACGUCGGAGGAGAAGACAUCAAGCAGUAGUUGAAGAACGCUAGACUUCCAUUUCUGGCUCUGCAAAGCAGAAGCUGUCGAUUCCAAGAACAACGCAGCUUGUGCCUCGCUGGAGCAAAGAACAACUUUCACGGCCAGCAGCACCGAGUCGCCGAGUCGCGGAUCGGGAGACAAAAUCCAGUCGGAACUUCUACUUCCUCCCGCUCCACCUCCGACGAGCCCGAGCAUUUACUUCUCUCGGAAAGACGCGAGGAUUUCUGUGACGUCGUAGCAGAUCUAGUAGUAGUAGAACUUCUUCUUGUCCUGCUUAUCAACGACGAAAACCAUCAUGCCGGGCCUGGCAGGAGCUCUGCUGGCGGAUGGAUCCGCACUCGGCGGCUGCCGCAACAGUCUGGAGCAGGAGCACCAGGAUUUGCAACACACGACUCUGUACAACAACAAAGCCGCGGCAACUUCGUUUUUCGAGAACCCGAUAAACGGGACAAAUACUACGUCCAGUGGCCCGCUUGCACCAGUCGGAGUUCAUCACCAAAUCGCGAAAGGGACAACGACCAGGGCUAUUGAUUCCGCCGCGUCGACGUUCCUUGGAGCAGGAAGAACAUCCGGGGGAGGAAGCAGUAGUAGCAGUUUCUUUGGUGGCUGCAACCCCAACCGAGGUAGUUCAUCAUUCACAACUUCUGCGGUUGGUGGACGAACAAGUGGUCUUCUGCACACGAGGACAUCAUCAUCUCCACGAGCAAUGACGAGUUUUUUGACCACUUCCAACCCGCAUCUUGUUCGGAGAAACCGUCCACGAGUCCACGCCGAGAAAAGUCGAGUGGAGUCACGCAGCAUUUCCUCCAGUUCUUCUUCUUCUUUCCGUGAACAGUUUGGAGCGUCGGAUUCUCUCCACGGAGGUGGACGACCAGGACCACGACAGGUAUGGACAGCAAUUAAUAUCGCUGCAAUGUGUAGUUGAGUCAAGUCAAGCUAUGCAUUCUCGCAGCUAGUAGAAGUAGACGAGCAUGAACAAUCUUCAAAGAAGCAAAUUUUGAGCUGCCUGCCGAGGCCAGGAUGGUGUGACGUAGAGACAUGACAGACUACAAAUGACACUAGCAAUGAAGUCGAGUUGAUGGAGCAAUGAUGUGUGGCCAUUCUUCACGCAUGCAGUGAUAAACCAUACAUAGCCAUUUCUUGAGUCAUCGUUUUGCUACGAUAUUGCAAAUGCCUACAACAUCGUCCUCUUCCACCUCUUUCAUCCCGACGGCCGACCACAGUACCACCAAUACGCCAGUACCAUUUCCCGUCAAAGCAACUCGCGCAACCUCCGAUCAUCUGCCAGAGCAGACCACGUGUUGGAGGAGUCCACAACACCGCGCAGCCACCGCACCACGUGGCGUACACGGGAAGAAACGGAGUCCGACGUUAUCGAGAUGAAAAUUAUGUCUGUGUCAGUACGCUCGAAGCAAAAUUGCUACAUUCGAUCCACUUCAUCUACCGCAGUGCCUCUAAGAGGGGUGCGUUUUGUGAUUUUGAUCUACGUUGUUCCUGACGUUUUACAGCGUGCUUUAGGAAAUUGAAAUAGGAAGCGCAUUUCAAAAUCUGUGUUGCCAAAUCCACUUGGCCGCAUUCUUGCUGUAUAGAUAGGACAGAAAUUGCUUGGGACGGACUGGAGGACACAAGUUGCAUCUCAAUAAACUUGCUUUCGGCUUGGGUCUGCGCCUGCGGGUCGCCGAAAAAGUAGAACAAAACCCGCGCCCGCGGAACCAAACGUCGACGACAAAACUCUUUUCGGCGGAAUAGGUCCGCUAUGUGACGCAAAAGAAGUGUUGGGACCAAGCGGUAAAGGAUGGAGAGGGUGCUUCGAAGAGACGGCACGCAAAUCUAUUCACCCACCUCAUAUUGACGACGACGACGAUCGGAUUCAGCCAUCGUUUUGGCAAAGAAGGACGGAAUCAUUUGAAGACCAACAGAAAAUAAGACAGGAGGCGAAGUCGGAGUUGAUUAAGAAAUGGAUAGCCGAGCACGAAACAGAGCAUGAAGAAGCCGAGGAAAAUAGAAUAAGUGGGAAAGUACCGAGAACCCUUUGCAUCACGGCGGGAUUGAAGUUGGGGCGGUGUGUCUGGGGUUCGUCGCGAGGUGAUAUGCGGGAUGAAGGUUGUAGGUGCUCCUCCGACGCGUUUGUUUACGGUUACAAGGGAAAUAAGGAGAAAGAGUCAGAGCAGUUGGAGCUGUCGAAGAAGGAGAUUUUCGAAGAGCAGUUGUUAAUGUAUGCCACAGGAACAAAGCAAUGAGUUGUGAGGGAAGUGGAAAGAUACUGCCAUCAGCAGUUGUAUUUCGCAGUUUUCUUUCAAAGUACGCUCUCUGUAAGUAAAGCGAUGCUCCAAGAACUCCAUGUGUAUGCUGUUCAUAUCCACGUUCUGGUAGGAUCAAUCCCGACUUAACGAUCAGACCUUCCGUUUGCAUCGUCAAAGCUACCAACUCACAGCUUUGCGACAUCAUACAAUUCCAACGAACGAUAUACAAUAAUGGCACUACGUGAUACGGCGAUAAUUUUCGGAAGAUCCUCCGAUCAGUCCUAGAGACGCACAACGUCAACGUCAAGGAGCAGGAGAAGGGAGGAAGUUCGGCGGGUGAUGGAGAAGACAAUGGAGGAACAAAUCCGCCACCGGUAUCAACAAGUGAGGUGGAUGAAUUGAAGAAACCGCCGCCGAUUAUCACGGAUGUGGAUUUGAAGAAAGUGAAAUGGGAGGGUUACGGAGCGGUAGGGAAUAAUUGUACAAAUACCAAUAGAAAAGAUCGUCGCGAAGCGCAGAAUUACGAGAAAUCCAACUUGGACGUACUCUGCAGCGCAGAACACAGACAACCUGAUGUAGACGGGCAGCCGAUGACAAAACUCGGUAUUUGCGUAAACAGCUCCCCCUCCCGCCGGGAUCGGGACGGUGUUCUAAUUUCAGGCUGCGUAACUAGCAACCCGUCUUGGAAAUUCAGUGUUAGUGACAAGGUGGGGGGAGAAUGAGAAAUUUACAGGACGCACGACAACAUUCUUUUGUUCGGAGGAGGAGUCGGAACGUCGAGCAGCGUUGCACAUGACAAAAAAUACCAUGAUUGGGAAGGAAGAAAGAAUGCGGUGCGACACUUGAACAACCAAGAGCCGUCGGAAAAAAACCCGGUGGACUUGGCCUAUCCGAAUGACCCCAUUUAUCCACCUGAUGAACGUACGACAACAUGAUGAUGUUUAUUUAUUUCGCUUCUAGUUCUAUGAUCAACUUUGGGCUCGAUGCCGGUAUUUUGCUUUCGAUAUUAUCGGAUAUGGAUGCAUAUGGAUUGAGUUGAAUUUAUUUAUCCGUGAUGUUUUUCUUUUUCGCGAUACUUUUCCGAUGCGGAACACGAACGUGUAGGAAAGUAAAUGAUACACCCAGCUCUUCCGGCCUCUCCUGAAGCCAGCACAGUCCCGGACCCGGAGAAGCCAGCACCAUUAAGGGAACAAGUCGUCGCUGCUCCCGCCUCCCCCGAGGAGCCGCGAGGCGAAGAGACUCAGACUACAGAUACGCCGUAAACUCCUCGAAGAAGCGAUGAUGAGUAGUUCUCGUCGAAGUAACAUCUAGUACUACGCGCCAGUAGAAGUAGUGCAGACCACGUUGCCUGAUCUUGACCUCUUUUCUCCGGUUUCCGAUUCGUCGAUGGCAUCUUCCUUCGGGCUGAAAUAUACGGCUGGAGCCCUGGUUGGAUGAGGAGUUGGCGCGCUGAUGUUUUUUACUCCCGCCCCUGAAAUUAUCUGGCACAAAGAAAUGUAUGAUAUGAAAUACCGACUGAACUUUGUCGCUUCAUAUGGCAUUGAUUGUUGCUAUUGACAAAAUAAAACGGCAAGGGCGACUCACUGUUUCAAAAGUGCACUGCUUCAGAGCAUCAUCCUCGUCAUGCGGCUUCACCGAUAUUGACGGCAAGCAGAAG